AUGCAUUUUGUUUCAGCCUAAACUUAAGAGGAGCAAAUAUCUGAGAUUCUCUCUUACUUUAAGGAAAACCUAGCCAAGUCAGUGGAUUCAGUCCAUGCCAAGCACAUCGAGAACUUUGAAGAGACCUUGAAUAAGUUAGAAGAGAGUGAGGACAUCAGUGGCAUUCUAGAUUAUUUGAUCUCCCUCAGAGAAGUAAUUAGCAAUCUACCCACUUCUCACAAAAACACUCCAAUUACCAUUCAAAGAGUAAUCUUACUCAUAUUACCCCUGCUAAAAUUAGUUCUUUUGAUAUAUAGCAUAUUCAGCGAGACUUCUUCAAUGAGAUCUGUUAGCUUCCAAAGACUUUAUCAAUUAUGCGAUAAAAAUGAUCAAAUUAAGAUUAUUGUUGAGAACUUGAGAAAUGUCCAAAAUAUUUCUAAGGAGUGGAAUUUAAACCUUGACCAAAGAAGAAAGCUGUUGAAAAGCAGUGCUCAUACUCUAGAUAGAAACAAUGAAUCAGCUGGUGCCUUUGAAGUAAUGCAAGGAUAUUUGAGAACUUUUGAGAGAUCUGAUGAAAAAGAAUUGACUGCCAAUUUAAUCGAAAUUGAAGCAAAGAGAUGUGUUAUUCUAGCAAUCAAAGUGCCAACUGUUAUUGACUUUGCAGAUAUCCUAAAGCUGAAGGCAGUAAAGUACUUACAAGCAAAAGAUAAAGUUGUUUUCGAUUUUAUGAGUCUUUUCACUUCAACUGACACCAAAGAAUUCACUGAUAUAGUUCAGUAAUUCUAAACAUUGAUUGCUGAAGAGCAUCUAUAAAUGGAUGAGAUCAUUAAGAAAAAGCAAUAUAUUUAAAUUUGCAACCUUAAGCUAGAUUCAUCCAAUCAUAGUUACUCUGAUUUGGCUAACAUCCUAAAUAUUAGCAUCGAUGAGGUAGAAAUCUGGGCAAUCGAAGCCAUUGCCUCAGGCAUUCUUGAUGCUAAAGUCGACCAAUUGAAAGAGGAGAUAGUCAUUAAAAGUCAUGCUCUAAAUCAAGAGUGGCAAUCAAUCUAGGAUAGAAUUGGAGAGUGGAAAAAAAAGUUCUAGGAAAUGCAAGCAAUUCUAUAGCAUACCUAAUAGUUAAGCAGCGUAGUAGUAAAGAAAUGA
Molecule: messenger RNA, 1119 nt
Organism: Stylonychia lemnae
Lineage: Eukaryota; Ciliophora; Spirotrichea; Sporadotrichida; Oxytrichidae
Source: the annotation of a GenBank genome assembly